Lactuca virosa is the source of this 501-nucleotide messenger RNA. The record is from the annotation of a GenBank genome assembly. NCBI's taxonomy places the organism in Eukaryota, Viridiplantae, Streptophyta, Magnoliopsida, Asterales, Asteraceae.
AUGUUUCUAAAAUUCAACAGUAGCAUCCCAUACUGGAAUGAUAAGGAUGAAAUAAAAUAUCAUCCUCAUCAUUUAGUACAGAUAGGCAUCUGCAAGCAAGAAACCUAUCUGCCCAGCAAAGCCAUGGAAGAAAAGCUUGAGAGAGCCGAUAUCCUCCAGGUAGCAAAAUCUAGAAUUGAAAUCUUUAUCAAUAAGGUUUUUAGUUUUUCAGCGGAUGACAAGAUCUUCGUCAAUGGAUAUGAUGCCAAUGAGAAGACCUUAAUCUACAGCAAAUACAGCAAAGAGAUUUCUCCGGCCGAUGAACAACAAUUCUUAGCCUUCCAAAACUCCUUGCUAAAGCCAGACUUAAUCGGCGAACACGUGGCAGACAUCUGUAAGACGCUCCACAAAAGCACUAGCAGAUACACCUGUCAAUGCUUAACCAUCAAGGUGGCCUCCACUAUCGACAAUAAUAAUGGCAAAGCCAUUAUUAAAGAAGAUUCCUCCACAAGCUCCAUAUAA